Talpa occidentalis (Iberian mole) is the source of this 2802-nucleotide messenger RNA. RefSeq names its product angiotensin II receptor type 1 (gene AGTR1). The record is from RefSeq and is a predicted model, not a curated record. The transcript has 3 exons. Gene Ontology annotation, cellular component: membrane. NCBI's taxonomy places the organism in Eukaryota, Metazoa, Chordata, Mammalia, Eulipotyphla, Talpidae. Bases 397 to 1476 code for a protein of 359 amino acids. Gene Ontology annotation, molecular function: angiotensin type II receptor activity. Gene Ontology annotation, biological process: regulation of vasoconstriction; G protein-coupled receptor signaling pathway; immune response.
ACGGCACCUCGUCCCUAGCAGCCACGAAGCAGCAACGCCCCUCCGUAUAAAAGCCGAGCAGCCUCACUGCCGAUGAUUCCAGCGCUCAACAAAUGGGCCCCAGCGGCGGAAUGGGCUAACGGGCAUCACCAUCGAUGGGAAACAGCCUGAUUAAUAAACCCCGGCAGUGAGGGCGCAAAGCCUGGACGCCAGGGCCGAGCACGUCCGGCUCCUGCACCAGCUUCGUCGACUCACGCCCAAGGUGGGCGCGGCGCCCAGGACGCGGAUUUGAUACAUGAUAAGUAGAUCUCAAACAGCUGAGGUUUUAUCUGAAUAAGUCCCUGAAGCCAUCCCAGAAGGUCUGCAUGCAGGUGUAUGUGGCAUAGUGUCUGAUACUAAUUAACCCAGGAGAUCAAAAUGAUUCUCAACUCUUCCACUGAAGAUGGCAUUAAAAGAAUCCAAGAUGACUGCCCCAAAGCUGGAAGACACAACUACAUAUUUGUCAUGAUCCCUACUUUAUACAGUAUCAUCUUUGUGGUGGGAAUAUUUGGAAACAGCUUAGUGGUGAUUGUCAUUUACUUUUACAUGAAGCUGAAAACCGUGGCCAGUGUUUUUCUUUUAAAUUUAGCACUGGCUGACUUAUGCUUUUUACUGACAUUGCCUCUAUGGGCUGUAUACACUGCAAUGGAAUACCGCUGGCCUUUCGGCAAUUACCUAUGUAAGAUUGCCUCAGCCAGUGUCAGUUUCAACCUCUAUGCCAGUGUGUUUCUACUCACAUGCCUUAGUAUAGACCGCUACUUGGCUAUUGUUCACCCCAUGAAGUCCCGUCUUCGUCGCACAAUGCUUGUAGCCAAAGUCACCUGCAUCAUUAUUUGGCUGCUGGCAGCUUUGGCUAGUUUGCCAACUAUAAUCCAUCGAAAUGUAUUUUUCAUUGAGAAUACCAAUAUUACAGUUUGUGCUUUCCAUUACGAAUUCCAAAAUUCAACCCUCCCCAUUGGACUGGGCCUAACCAAGAAUAUUCUGGGUUUCUUGUUUCCUUUUCUGAUCAUUCUUACAAGUUAUACACUUAUUUGGAAGGCCCUCAAGAAGGCUUAUGAAAUUCAGAAGAACAAGCCAAGAAAUGAUGAUAUUUUCAAGAUAAUUAUGGCAAUUGUGCUUUUCUUUUUCUUUUCCUGGGUUCCCCACCAAAUAUUCACUUUCCUGGAUGUCUUGAUUCAGCUGGGCAUCAUACAUGACUGCAAAAUUGCAGAUAUUGUCGACACGGCCAUGCCCAUCACAAUUUGCAUAGCUUAUUUUAACAAUUGCCUGAAUCCUCUUUUUUAUGGUUUUUUGGGGAAAAAGUUUAAAAAAUAUUUUCUUCAGCUUCUGAAAUACAUUCCUCCAAAGGCCAAAUCCCACUCAAACCUAUCAACAAAAAUGAGCACACUUUCCUACCGCCCCUCAGAUAAUGGAAGCUCAUCCUCCAAGAAGCCAGCCCCACGCUUUGAGAUUGAGUGACAGACUUCAAACCUGUCUAAGAAUUUAUCUUAUGAAACAAGGAACAAGAAAAACAUUCCUCUACAGCACUUCACUAUGAAGUGAAUGUUAGCUACUUUUUCCCCAAAUUUAAGAAGAAAAUGGAUUAUGUGGUCUCUACCUAUUUUUCUAAAUCUUUAAACAAAAGCUUUUCUUUCCCUUUGCAAUAAAACUAAGCAAAGGUACAUUUGUCUCAUUUUGCAUUACAUGCAUGAUGGCUGCUCCAAGGAGGAUGUCAAAAGUUGAAUGAAUGUGUUCUUUUGGAAAGUUUUAUGGGCAGAAAUGCAGUCUCCCCAGUCUUUUCUUGUUCUUUUCUUUUUGAUCUCCACAUGCAGAUAUUUAGAAUAUAUUACAUACCUUUAGUGCUGCCACAGGAGAUCAGAGUGCAAGAUCAUGCUGCCUAGUUCCCAAAGGACAGUAAAGCUUCAUGCCUAUGUAGCCAUUAGCAGCAGUGGUCCACUUGCAAUCACAUGUUUUGUUCAAAGACCCACUGAGCAGUUGUCAAAUUUCAACCUUUUGUGAAAUUCACCCAGUGUCUUACAAAUUCACAUUGCCAAAAAUUGCCAGCUAACUGGUUUAUUUGUAUAGGGAUCUUACUAAAGUCACGUAUAAAGGUUAAAUUACUAGCAAAGUUGUUACUCUGUCCCUAGGUAGUUGUGUCUUCCUCAUCAUAUUUGAGAAGUAUAUAUGUUUUGUGGUGAAAGAGACCGUAUAAGUAUACUUUACUGUUUUAGAAAGUAUAUAGUCUACCUACAUACAUAAUGUGUAUAUCUCUAAACUGUUGAUUAAAACAGUUAUAUUUACAUUAAAAUAAAUAAUUUCAUUAUAAUGUACUUACUCUCCAUUUCUUAAAAUAGAUGCUGGUUUAAUUUUAAAGUGAGAUAACAGUGAUUAAGUAUAAACAUUUUUCCAUUUAAAUUGAGAUACAAUUGGUAGUUUAAUACUGUUGGUGAUAGAUUUUGUAUCCUGCCACAAAGAACACAUUUUAAUCCACUAUAUAACAUGGAAUAAUCACAUAGCUUUGCGUUUUCCAAAAUUUAUGUAUGACAAAGAAAAAAAACGUAUUCCGUCCACUAAAAUAAUACAUCAUUUUAUACAUAAUUUUAAUAGGACAUAUCCAUUUAUAUACAUGAUCAUUAUAGGAAAUUGAAAAGGCAUAGGAGAGCAUUAAAAGGUCAUGUUUAGUUCCUCUGCUGAAAAGUAGCAAUUUUUUGCAUUUGGGUGGUCUACAUUUUUAAUAUUCAUUACACAUAAGUACAAAGAUAAAUCAUGAUAUUGGGAUCAUAAUGUGAAUAUUAUUUUCAUUUU